AAAUUAUUUUCAAGAAAUUCAAAUGAAAUGACUGUAAAAACAAAAAAUUUUCAUGAACACAUAAUUUGAUACUUUGAGACUUAAGCGCAGGAAGUUGAUAUUAAUAUAGAAAUGACGUGUAUAUUUUUGAAUUACAUUUUAUAUCGGAUUGAAUGAAGAAAUUCAUUUCUAUCAAAUAUAUUUUUCUAGUAAAAAUAAAUUUCUUUAUACAAUCCAAUUCUAUCCAAGCCUAAAAAAUAUAUAUCAUUUCCAUAAAAUUUUUAUAUUAAAAUGAAUUUUCUAACCUAAUCCAAUGUCUUAGUUGGUAUUCAUUUGAAUAUAAAAAUAGACAAAUGAAGAUCAAGACGAGAUUUAAUUACUGAUGACAAUUAAUUCUUCUGGUUUAUGGUUUUAUUCGGAUGUCAUUAUGUAUUAUUUGAAGAUAAACUUGACAGGUUAAAUAAAUCCUUCAAAGAAACAAAUUUUGUCAGUUAUGUAAGAUAAAAGUCUUUUGAUGUCAGUUCCGAAACUAGAAAAGUAACCAUGGCUAUCAUUCGUUUCAAAAUAUUAAUGUGCUGUACUGUUUUUUGAAUAACUUUUGAUAAGAAUAUCAUAGAGACGAAAGAAAACUCGGAGCCGUCAUCGAACUAUAUCACAAUUUGAUUCAUCAACAUUAACCAAUCAAAUUUCAAUAGAAUUCGCUGAUGCCGAAUCUUCUCUGCUUAGAAUGGUAAAAAUCGCGGGUCUCUAUGAUGUUCCAAUCAAAAAACAGUACAGCUUAUUAUAUUUUAAAAUGAAUUGUCAGUCAUACAGAUCUUUUUUUAAAAUUAUAAAUAUGAUUUUUUGUUUUUUUUUUUGAAGAAGAAAAUUUUUAAUUUUAAUUUACAAUUUUCUCUUAAGUUGAAAGGUGUUUAUUUUGAUCGUGAAAUUUUAUUGGAACAAUUAACAUUGGAUGUGAAAAUUUCUAUAAAUAUAAAUGAUUUAAUUCCAAUAACUGUUUAUAGUCGUAUUGAUGCAGUUCAAACAAAUAAUAAUUCAAAUGAUCAUCUUCGUUUUUUAUUUUAUCAAUUAUUUAUAAAACAAUAUUGUUUAAAUUCAUCAUCAAUAUUAAAUAAAAAUGAUUUUAUUGAUAUAAUUCAAAAUUAUUAUGAUUUAAAUCGAAAAGAAUUAAAAUUAAUACAAGAAUUUAAUAAUGAAUAUAAUUCAAAUAAAAAUAUUUUUACAUGGUUUAUACGUGAUUGUUUUAUUCGACGAAUGUUAACACAAUCUUUAUUAAAAUUAGAUAUUCAAAUAUUAUUUUCAUUAAGAUUUUUUAUUAAAGAUAUGUUUAAAUUAAUGAUUGAAAAUGUUUCAAUAUCAAAUCAAAAACAAAAUUUUUAUUCAAAUAAUUCAGGAAGAUAUACUAAUGGACGAUCAACACAAGAACAAAUAUUUUAUCGUGGACAAGCUUUAUCAAAAGAAACUUUAUUUAAAAUAAAAUCAAAUCUUGGUGAAAUAUUAUCAAUAAAUAAUUUUAUAUUAGCAAGUAAAAAUCGUCAAGAUUCAUUAGGAUUUAUUCGUAAAAAUAUUCCACCAAAUGAUUUAGUCUAUAGAGUUUUAUUUGAAAUGAAAAUUCCAUUAGAAUAUUCAUUACAAAAACAACGUCCUUUUAUUGAUAUUAAUUAUUUAAAUGAUAAUAAUAAAUUAUCAAAUGAAGAUGUUGAUGAUAAUAAUUUAUAUUCAAUAUUAUUUUUUAUUGGUUCUAUUUUUCGAAUUAAUACAGUUGUUUUUGAUAUUAAUAAUGAUUGUUGGAUUAUUCAAUUAACAUUAUAUGAUGAAAAAAUGAAUCAAGAUUUUUCUCAAGUAUUUACAUUUCUUAAUGAUAUAAAACGAACAAAUACAGAAAAUGCAAUAGCAUUAGCAAAUCUUCUACGUCAAAUAUCACCAAAUUCAGCUGAACAAUUUUAUAAACAUUUAUUAAAAAAAAAUUCUGAAUCUAUAUCAAAAUUAGAAUGUUAUCGUGGUCUUGGUCUUUGUUCAUAUUCAAAAGAUAAUAGUGAACAAGCAUUAGAUUAUUUUGAAAAAGCAUUAAAUUUAAAACCAAAUGAUAAAUUAAUUAAAUCAUCAUUACAUAAUAGUAUAGGUCUUGUUUAUGCACAACAAGAUCAAAUUGAUGAAGCAUUACUACAUUUUAAUAAAGCAUUAGAAAAUACAUCAUUACCAUUACAUAUUGCUUGUGUUCAUCAUAAUUUAGCAUUAAUUUAUAGUAAACAAGAAAAAUAUGAAAAAGAACUGGAACAUUAUCAAGAAGCUCUAAAAUAUCGUACAGGUCAAUUACCAUCUUAUCAUUUACAAUUAGCAUCCUUACAUAAUAAUAUUGGUAUUGCAUAUUCAGAUAUGCAUGAAUAUGAUAGAGCAUUAACUAAUUUACGAAAAGCACUUGAUAUGCGUUUAAAAUUAUUAUCUGAUACACAUAUUGAUGUUGCAAGAAGUUAUGCAAAUAUUGGUACUGUUUAUGCUAAAACACAAGAAUUUCGAAUGGCUUUAGAAUAUUUUAAUAAAGCAUCACUUUUAUUUGAAAAACAACAACAAAUACCUCAACAAGAUAUUGAACAACUUGAUAGAAAUAUAAAAAUUGUUAAUGAUAAACUUAGACGAAAAACGUAUUAA
This is a messenger RNA of Rotaria sordida, 2628 nucleotides long. The record is from the annotation of a GenBank genome assembly. Lineage: Eukaryota; Metazoa; Rotifera; Eurotatoria; Philodinida; Philodinidae.